This is a messenger RNA of Didymodactylos carnosus, 1563 nucleotides long. The record is from the annotation of a GenBank genome assembly. NCBI's taxonomy places the organism in Eukaryota, Metazoa, Rotifera, Eurotatoria, Philodinida, Philodinidae.
AUGUCUUGUCUGUCGGACGGUAGAUGUCUCUUUUUGAGUAGUACACCAGUUCGUUCACGAGCAUCAGCUCAUCCUCGUACACCGCUAAGAAAAAGCACGACUUCACUUCGCGACGAUCGUAUGCCCGAAAUUCGUCGGAAAGUUCUACUUUUACCAGAAAUACCACACCAUAUCGCAAACAAAAGACACUGCAAUGAAGCACCAACACGACAGAGCCCACCUCGCGACGCAGUAAGUACUUCUACUACUACUCCUGUUCAUGUCGCUGUUUUAGCGCCAGAUACGGCGUCGUCCAUCACAGUUCAAACGGUAGAAAUCGAUCCACCACCCGAAUGGAUGCUACCAGCAAAACAAAAGCGUCGGCACGUUCGUCGUCGUCGUCUACCCACACCACCUAGAGUUUCAUCACGUGCACCCUCGCGAAAUCAACAAAGUAUCCCACCAGCAAUCAAACGUCGGACAAUCACCUUAAACGCAUGUCAACUACAUAAUAUCCCAGCACUCAUGACUUUAAAUCUAACACACCUCACUCCCUCACACACCUGUCAUGAGCAUACAAAAGGUAAGUACGUGAAAAAGUCAUAUGCUCAAGUUCUAUUUAAUUUAGAUCAACGUGCACAUCUGCCAUUACCAACGUCGAUCAAUCGAUUUGACAACGACACUGGGCAUACCGAGCCACAAUCAACAGCAGAUGAACAAAUGAACGCACGAUCAUCUGAUUAUCAACAUCAUCGUCCUCGUCAAUCAUCAAAAAACCAAAACGCAGAUAUGCAACAGCGACAUAUGGCAGCAGUAAAAGAAGUACGGCAAGUACCUAUAAAUUUAACACCCUCAUAUCUAAAACCAAUACAUAUAAUCCUCUCCUCCUCUAUGGCGUCUCGAGUAAAACUCAGCCAACUUUCAAACCCAGGUACUCAGGUUCAUAUAAAAUCAAUCUCCGGACAUACAACUCAAAAAUAUCUCCGAGAGAUUGAGAAAGGACAAUACAAUUAUUUUCUCCGUGAUGCCUCAAGUCUUACAUUUGUACUCGGUACAAAUGAUAUCGCUUGGGCAGAUGCGGAAACCGUAAUUGACCGAAUUAAACAGCUUCUUCAAAAAACGAAAGAACUCUAUCCCAACAUAAAGCAUCUUUCGUUCGUAAAAAUACAAUUUCGAACGAAAACCACUUCGUUUCACAAUCAUUCAGUGGCACAAAUGAAUGAAGAAAUUGUACUUUUAAAUCAGAAACUUGAAAAACUUUCAAAACAUUUAAAAUUCGACAUUCUCGAUUUUAAUUUCAAUAAAAAUACGUUAGUUGACGGGUUACACCCAAACUUUCAAGGGCAGCAACAAAUUGUUAGCACAUUUUUGAGUUAUUUUAAGGAGAUUUCAAAGCCCUCAAAAAACCAAAAAUCGGUCAAUUACGAUUGGUGUAAACUUUUGUCAGAGAAUGUCGGUAAAAUCUUGCCACAGAAUUUUACCAUUCAAAACUGUAUUGCAGAUAUCCCUGACUCUCUGCAAGCCGCAGAAAAAACUAUUCUGCAUGACUUACAGAAGAGCAAAUAUCUGACAGAGUACUUUAAC